GUUCACUUGAUCACCCCGAUCUUACUCAAGCCUUAUUCUCGAAAAUAGCCUGGUCGGUUGACUGUAGUAUGGCCCUACACUGGCAUCCCAAUUGGCACCGUGGUCCUUGGGCAGGUGCACGCAUAGAUAUCGCGUCACUCAGCGACAUUGAGGGGAUUGAAGAAUGGAAAGACGUAACCGAGGAGACCUUCCGAGAUGUCUGGAAGGUAACGCUACAAGCUGAACGGUUGAUUGAAGAAGACUGCAAAUGUAAGCUUUGCGGUAUCUAUAAUCAGAUGCGCAUAGACGACGAGUACAAAGGUGCCAGAAAAGGAGAUCAAGACAUCAAGAAUACUCAAAGGGCACAAUUCAGCAAAUGGGAUGAACCGCAUUGUACAGAAAAACAAGAAAAAGAGCUGAUCAAUCUGGUAAGAUCCCAGGAAACUUGCACCAUUAUCGACAAACUUCCGUCCAAUCACCUUUGCAAGAGCCUAUCGCUGUUCGAGAGGCUUCCAUACGAGAUUACAGACCUUAUAUUUUUCCACGUGCCUAGAAACUCUCUCCCGGCCUGUGCUAUAGCCAGUACUCGAAUGAAUUCUGCAGUUUUGGUAUCUCUUUAUGCCACAGUAAACCUGGAUUUGCCUCAUCUCACUCAUAGGUUUGCAGAGACUUUGAUACGUCGCCCAUUUCUCUGCCACUAUGUGCGUGAUUUGACUAUCGCAGUUUCACCUCAUUGGAAGUCCGUGAGGGUAUUGCAUGAUAUCCUGAUACAGCUUCCAUGUCUUGUUUCCCUCCACACCUUGCCAAGCUGGAUCACAUACGGAGAUUUGCCUUAUUGGGAGUAUCCAUUCAAACUUCAAAAUAUCAAGUGGGGAUUGAUCAAAGAUAAAGCAUCCCAAAAGUUUAUCAUGUCGCAUUCCGACACCCUAAAAGAGAUCAACUAUAUGAAACUGAACCAGGAUUUCCUGUGA
This is a messenger RNA of Acaulospora colombiana, 950 nucleotides long. The record is from the annotation of a GenBank genome assembly. NCBI's taxonomy places the organism in Eukaryota, Fungi, Glomeromycota, Glomeromycetes, Diversisporales, Acaulosporaceae.